GCGAGACUAAACGAAACCGGCAUCGCGAGAGUUGGGUUUGAAAUGGCGGCGGGCGCCUUGAGCGACCUGUUUUGGCCUGGUUGAGGAAGCAAUGGGAGAAAGGCGGGGGAGAAACAGAAGCCACUUCGCGGGAUCCCGCCCUCCCGCUUCCGGCCGGCCACUUCCCGUGGGGGAAGGGGACAGUCGGGCUGGGUCUGCUUCCGCGCUCGCAUGGAGCAGCUCCGCCCGCGGCUGCUGAGGACCUACUCGGGGCUGCGGGGGCGGCGAGGCCGGGGGCGGGCGGACGCUGCUGUUGCCUUGAGACGCCUGCCGCCGAAGCCCGCCCCUUGGAUCUCGCCCCAGGUGGACCCCAGGCGCUUCUUCAGCUCCAGCGCCAGCUCCACCUCAGCCACGGCCUCGUCGCCCUCCCUCUGCUUUGAAGACCCGGAUUUCCUGCCCCCUAAAGGACUCCGUAGGGCCCAGCAGCGGAAGAAGCCGCCCCCUCGCAGGAAGGGCGCAGCCAAGAAGAAGAAGGAAGUGGGGGCCAAAGAGAAUCAGGCCCUGCAGAAAAAGGCCGAGGCCCAGGGAGGAGCCAGCGCCUUCGUGCCCCCCACCCCUCUGCGCAGGAACAUCACCCAGCGGCGCCCCCUCGUAGAAGCCCCCUGGGGACGCCAGCGAGGACAGUUCCCAUUGCUGUCGAGCACCCCCGAGCUGCCCCUGUUGACCUCUCGGCUGGCCAGAAAGGAUUUGGAGGAGGAAGAGAGUGCCCUGCAGGGCAGCCCUGACUCUUACUGCUAUUGCUGCUGUUGCAUCAGUCCACAGGAGAGGUUGAAGGUCGACAGCUGGCGUAGCAGUGAUGCCCUCUCUGAGCUGAGCUCACUGAAGGUAAACAGGGACACCGGGAAGAUGGAAGGCAGCUUUGAGCUCUUAGCCCAGGAAGAGUCCAGCGCCCUGCAGCAGAAGCCUCUGCGGGGAGAUUCCCAGACUGGGCCUCCUCCACUGUCCCUGCUGCGCCUCAGCAGCUUGCCUUGCACACCCUUGGAAAGCCAUGCAGCCUUGCAGUCUCGCAGUUUCUGUAGCCAGGCCAAAGCGCCCUCGGGAGACAAGGAAGGGCUCAUAACCUCGCUGGGAUGCUCUGCGACUAGCCCUGGUUGUCUUCACAGUCCUGAUACAGAUUGUGGCCAGAAGCCGACCGAGUUGCCAAAUACUGAUGUCAAGCUGUUACAUUCUUCUCGUGGAGCUUUUCAGCUGCGAGCCCAAAUGUGUGAUGGCAAGAUUGCCCUCUCCUUGCCAAAAAAUGCAGCACCUCUUGUUCACAAGAGACAGCGUGUCUCAGUUCAGGUGUGUUCCAGUCCCCUGCAGACAUUUGGUGAGCUAAAUGGAGCUCUCUUAGAAGAGGAGGACAAAGGUCAAAAGGACCCAAGUAGCCCCCAUCUCCAGCCUGUUGUGCUCCUGGACAAUCAAGUGGUACCAAACUGGUUGGCUAGUCACUCCACUGGAAAACAAGUGGCGGACCACCUUUCCUGGAAGAAAGAAGCUAUCUUGCAUUCAGAUUCCCCCACUGGCCUACCUAGAGUGUCUGACACCAGGAGUGGCAGCAGCCAGGUGGUCCCCACAGCUCGUGCUGUAGGCACUGGUAGGAAAGCUUGCAUCUCCGGAUUUAGUUCCAGGCGGUGGGAGCAGCGAGGAAAGCUGAAGAAACUGACACACAAGAAAAAUGUGAGGUGGAAACACCAGGCUGAUUCUUCCUUCCUUCAGGAACGCCUGAAGUGCAACGAAAUGGAAGAUGACCUUUCCUUGUCUUUUCUGUCUCCGGAGUCCUCGUUUAAGAAUUCCAGCUUGUGGCGCAGGAUUCGAGCUUCUUUCUCCCUUCAUAAGAAAAAGAUUAUUGUCUCCGAAGCUGAAAACUGCAGCAGCAUCGCCAGCACUUCUUUUUCUUCUGUCAGGGAGCCCCCCAAGACCCCCUUCACUAAAAAACUGGGUUACUCAAUUUGUCCUGCCUCUUCUAUGGUCCUACUGUCACCCAUGACCUCUUUUUCUAUGCUGGAGGUGACGCUGACGGAUGAGGAAAAAGUAUACGGGGAAUGCCAGCAGGAGGGUCCCAUCUCCUUCGAGGAAUGCAUCCCCCCUGAUAAGAUGCAAAAAUGUGAGAAAAUUGGAGAAGGUGUAUUUGGAGAGGUUUUCAGGACAGAAGGUGAGAGAGGGGUCACAGCUUUAAAAAUAAUCCCCAUUGAAGGGAGCGACCGAGUGAAUGGAGAGCCUCAAAAGACCUUCAGGGAGAUCUUACCCGAGAUCAUCAUUUCAAAAGAGCUCAGCCUUUUGGCAGACGAGGAGUUUCAUCAAACGUCUGGGUUUAUCAGUCUGUAUUCUGUACACUGUGUGCAAGGGGCCUACCCUGACCAGCUUCUGACGGCCUGGGAUGAAUACCACAGGGUGAGAGAGUCUGAAAACGAUCGGCCGGACUUCUUUGGAGACCAGCAGCUAUUCAUGGUCUUGGAGUUUGAGUUUGGGGGCAUGGACCUGGAAAGCAUGCGGAACCGGCAGCUGACCUCUGUGGCGGCAUCCAAGAGCAUCUUGCAUCAAGUAACAGCAUCCUUGGCCGUAGCCGAGGAAGCCUUGCACUUUGAGCAUCGAGAUCUCCACUGGGGCAACGUGCUGGUGAAGAAAACCAACUUAAAGGAGGUGAGCUUUACGUUGAAUGGGGUAACCCACACGCUCCCCACGCAAGGAAUCCUUGUGAACAUUAUUGACUACACCUUUUCAAGGUUGGAGAAGGACUGUUUAACGGUGUACUGUGACCUCUCCACUGACGAGGAAAUCUUCCAAGGGAGAGGCGACUAUCAGUUUGACAUUUACAGGCAGAUGAGGGAGGAGAAUGCAAACAGCUGGGCUGACUACUUUCCCCACAGCAACAUCUUAUGGCUUCACUACUUAGCCGACAAACUUUUGAAAGAGGUGUCUUACAGAAAGAAGCCAACAGCGCCUGCCUUGAGACAGGCGCAGAAACAGCUGAAGCGGUUCUGUGACGAGGUUCUCGGUUUCGGGUCUGCCACAGACUUGCUGAACACAAGUAGCUUCUUCCAGUGAUUAAACUGAUCCUUGGGGUUGGCAGAUGGAGAAUCUUAAGUGCUUUUAUAAAUACACACACAAUGUUUUGUUGCAUUUUAUAAAAGCUUUCUCUCCCCUCUCUAAUAUUAAGUCAACUUUUUGUAAAUUGCAGCACAUCUUCAAAGUUAAUUGGUUUGUGUUUUGCCUUAAUACAUGUCUUUAAAAAAAAAACCCUUUAGAUCCAGCACAUUUUAAUUUAGAGUUUUAGUUCCACAUGCUUUUAAUGAAAGCCACUAUUUUAAAUCUUUUUUUAAGUCUUGUAGGAUUUUACUCCUUUAGCAUUGUAGCUUGUUUUAAAACAAAACUAAAGACUGUAACAUGCAUUUGCUAGUUUAACUUUUACAGUAUUAAAUCUGAUAAAUGAUUGUUUUAUAUUGGUAAAAAUUUAUAUGGGCCCAAUCUGUAUGUAUUUUUAAUGAUAUUUUUUGUAAUGGCUGGAUCAAAUAUAAUUUGUGUACUAUAAA
Rhineura floridana is the source of this 3551-nucleotide messenger RNA. RefSeq names its product histone H3 associated protein kinase (gene HASPIN). Gene Ontology annotation, biological process: protein phosphorylation; intracellular signal transduction; mitotic cell cycle. Gene Ontology annotation, molecular function: histone H3T3 kinase activity; ATP binding. The record is from RefSeq and is a predicted model, not a curated record. Lineage: Eukaryota; Metazoa; Chordata; Lepidosauria; Squamata; Rhineuridae. The transcript has a single exon. Gene Ontology annotation, cellular component: cytoplasm; nucleus. The coding region runs from base 211 to 3066 and encodes 951 amino acids.